Molecule: messenger RNA, 16657 nt
Organism: Sinocyclocheilus grahami
Lineage: Eukaryota; Metazoa; Chordata; Actinopteri; Cypriniformes; Cyprinidae
Product: collagen alpha-3(VI) chain-like
Exons: 61
Coding region: 241-15981 (5246 amino acids)
Molecular function (GO): serine-type endopeptidase inhibitor activity
Source: RefSeq, a predicted model, not a curated record
AGUGGCACUCCUCCUCUGGAGAGCACACAGUCAGCUCAACGGACGAGAGUCUCACAGUAGAGCUCCAGCACACGAGCUAAUCAGCAUCAUUUCUGCCUGUCCCAUCCAGAACAGUUCACAGAAGGGAAAUACCAGGAAGAUAAUGACCUAAGAGUUGUCUUUUUGCAGUUAUUUGAAAUUCCAUAGAAAGACUGCGGAAUACAGCACUCUGAAUUCUGUAUUCCAGAGCUGUCUAUUCCUAUGCUUUUGUGGACAAUGGGGAAGAGUCGGUUGUUACUGUAUGCCCUCUGGGGUGUAAUGGUUUUUGGCCUAUUCCAAAAACUUGAAGCUCAGGAUGCCCCUGCGCCAGCCGACCUUGUACUCUUAAUUGACGGAUCAGAGAGCGUUGGAGCUGCCAACUUCCCCCUCAUCAGUGAUUUGGCUGUCCAAGUGAUUGAGGGGCUUGCCGUGGGCAGGGAUGCAAUCCGUGUAGCCCUCGUGCUUUAUGGUGCUGACCCUGACAUUCAGUUCUAUCUCAAUAGCUAUGACAACAAAGAGAGUGUCCUCAGUGCUAUUCGGAAGCUUAAGUACCCUGGCAGUUAUGAGGCAAAUCUGGGGGCCGCUGUGGAGGAGGUGGCAGACAGUCUAUUGGGCCAAGAUGCAGGAGGCAGGGCUGAGGAAGGGGUACCCCAGGUGCUGGUGGUGAUCAGUACUGGGGAGUCCACUGAUGAUGUCAGUCAGGCCGAGAGGGCCCUAAAGCAGGCCAGUGUGUACACCUUUGGCAUUGCUGUGGGUGAUUCUGCUACUGCCCAACUGGAAGCUAUUGCUACAGACAAAAGAUUUGUUCUGUCUGCUCCUGAUGUCAGAACAGUGGCACGCGUGGGUGACCAGAUACUGCAAUACAUUAAUGGGGUCGCCCAGCGCACCAUUGUGAUUCAAACAGAUUUCACAGAAGCUUUGGCUGUUGGGAAGAGAGAUAUAAUUUUCCUCGUUGACAGUAGCAUGGGUACCAUCUUAAUCAAUGCAGUGCGAGAAUUCAUCAAAAGGUUUAUUGACACCAUGCCAAUUGGUCCUGAUCAGGUGCAGGUCGGAGUGGCCAUGUUUUCCACCACCCCAAGAAUGGAGAUCAACCUCAACUCAUUCAGUUCAAAGGAAUCACUAAGCUCUGCCCUCGCAAGAAUAAAACCCAGAUCUUCGGUUGAAGUCAACAUAGGUGCUGCCUUGGAUUUUGUGAGGACCAACAUGCUCACAGCUGAGAGUGGUAGCCGCAUUCAAGAUCAAGUGCCACAGCUUGUGUUGCUCCUAACCAGUAAAAAAUCCAAAGACAGUGUCCAACAACCAGCUGAUGCCCUCCGUCAAAUGGGUGUUCUGACUUUGGCUGCAGGCUCCAAGGCUGCUGAUGAGGCUGAGCUCAGGCAAAUAGCUUUUGAUGGCAGUGUGGUUUUCAUGCUGAAGGACUUCAGGGUGUUGCUGCGCAACCCCAGAGAAAUUAUCUCCCCACUCUCUACAUUGUCUGGUAUUGUUGUAACAGAGGAUCCAACUGAAACAGGCACAGUUGUGGAUGUUACUACGGUCCACACCCAAAGAGUUGUCCGAGACAUUGUCUUCUUGGUGGAUGGAUCUAACUAUGUUGGAAAUAACCGGCAACCUGUGCUGGACUUCAUUACCGAAGUGGUGAACAAACUAGACGUUCGACCUGAGCGAGUGCGCAUUGGACUAAUGCAGUUUGCUGAAAGGCAGCGUACAGAGUUUAAUCUGAACACUCACAACACCAAACAGGAUGUGCUCUCUGCCAUCGCUCGGCUGAAAUUGAUGGGAGGACGUGCAUUGAACACUGGUGCAGCCCUACAGUAUGCCCUAGACAACCACUUCCAGCCCUCCGCUGGGUCUCGUAGGAGAGAGGGGAUCCAACAGGUACUGGUUUUAAUAACAGGAGGACCAUCUCAAGAUGAGGUCAAGAAGAUUGCAGACAGUGUAGCUUUAGCGGGUGUUUUGACAUUUGCUGUUGGAGCUGGCCAAGUGGAGGAUCGUUUCCUGAGAACUGUUGCUUUUGUUGAAGAUUUGGCAUACUACAGAAGGAAUUUUGCUGACUUGUCAAGUGUUGUUGAUGAAAUUAUGACACCACUGGUCACUGUUGUUGGGGAGACUGAUACUUCAGUAACAGAAUUUGUAACACCAAGUCCCUCUGGUGGAGAAAGGGAUGUUGCAUUCUUGAUUGAUGGCUCUGAUGAUGUGAGAAGUGACUUUCCCUAUAUCCGUGACUUCAUUUCCAAAGUCAUUGAGCCUCUGGAUAUAGGCUUUGAUAAAGUUCGAGUUUCUGUGGUCCAGCAUAGUGAGAGACCAACUCCUAACUUCUACCUGAACACUUACCGAACCAAAGAUGAGGUGCUGAGAGUUGUAAGUGGACUCACUCUGGCAGGUGGCAGAAGUUUAAACACUGGAGUUGCCUUGACAUUCAUGAAAAACACUAUCUUGUCACCAGCAAAUGGUGGUCGAGCUGGUCAAAAUGUUCCCCAAUUUAUGAUAGUUUUGACUGGGGGGAGAUCAAAAGACAGUGUCAGAGAACCUGCAGUUGCCCUAAAGACUGAGGGAGUUGUUCCUUUUGGUGUUGGAGUGAAAAAUGCAGACCCUAAACAGAUUGAGGCCAUCUCUCACAAUCCAUCAUUUGCUUUCAAUGUGAAGGAAUUCAGUCAGCUCAGCACUGUUCAGGAAAGGCUCAAGAACUAUGUGAACCUUCCAGAUCAAGAACUGAAGGUCUUUCUAGAGGAAGUUGAAUUGGAUGCAGCUCAAAGAGACAUUGUCUUUAUUCUGGAUGGGUCUGAUGACACCAGGGAUGCAUUUAAACAAAUGUGUCAGUUUGUUCAAAGAGUGGUGGACAAACUCAAUAUUGGGCCAAGCAGAGACAGAGUGUCUGUAGUUCAAUACAGCAGAGAGCCACAGGUCCAUUUUUACCUCAACACACAUGCCACAAAUCAAGACAUUCUCAAUUCAAUUGAGAGUCUGAAACACCAGGGAGGAAGUCCCCUCAACAUGGGAAGAGCCCUUGACUAUACCAAAAAGAACAUAUUCAUUGCCUCUUCUGGGAGCAGAAUCCUAGAGGGGGCUCCUCAGGUGCUUGUGCUUGUGACUGGAGGAAGGUCUCAGGAUGAUGUUAGAGCUCCAGCUGCUGCUCUGAAAAAGGAUCAAAUUGUAACAUUCAGUAUUGGCAAUCAAAAUGCAGAUGUUAUUCAACUCCAGGCAAUUUCAUAUACUCCUGGUCAUACCCUUACUGUUCCUCAGUUUGAUGACCUUCAAACCAUUGAACAGAAACUUGUAUCAUAUGUAAAAAGAGUUCCUCGUCAGCCCAGGAGGCUUCCACAAACUACAUCAGAUGCUGGAAAGAGAGAUGUUGUGUUUUUAAUCGAUGGUACUGAUGAAACAAAGGAAAGUUUCUCAGGAAUGCAGAACUUUGUUCAGACCCUGGUUCAGAAACUGAAUGUGGCACCAAAUAAAGAUCGUAUUUCAGUGGUCCAGUACAGUGAUGAUGCAGCCUUUGAUUUCCUUUUGAAUACAUAUUCAUCAUCAGAUGAUGUUAUAAAUAAUGUGAAACAUUUAAUUCAUAAAGGAGGAAAGCUGCGCCACACUGGGGCAGCCCUACAAUAUGUUAAGGACAACCUGUUUACUGCUGCUGCAGGGAGUAGACUUUUGGAGGGUGUGCCACAGGUUCUAAUUCUAUUGAACAAUGGAAGGUCCAACGAUGACAUACGUGGUUCAGUCAAAGCUUUGAAAGACACUGGUGUCAUUUCAUUUAGUAUUGGUACCACAAAUGCUGAUACGCUUGAGUUACAAACAAUAUCCCAUCAGCCAAACUACUUUUUCAUUUCUGAUUUUGAGAGCAUUCUUGAUGUUCAAGAGAAUAUUUUUGCAUUAAUAAACAGGCUAUCUUACCAACGACUACCAACAAUGACACCUCAGGUCUCUGAAUUUGUCAAAAGGGAUGUUGCAUUUCUUAUUGAUGGAUCUGAUGAUUCUAAAAUUGGUUUUGAGGGAAUUCGCAAUUUUAUCCAGAGGAUAGUUGAGAGUCUAAAUGUGGAGGAAGAUCUUGAUAGGGUGGCGGUUGUUCAGUACAGUCGGGAUCCCACAGCUAAUUUUUAUCUCAGCUCAUACUCAACCAAAAAAGAGGUACUUAAUUCCAUACGAUCUAUGAGGCACAAAAGUGGAAGGCCACUGAAUACUGGAGCUGCUCUACUGUUUAUUAAAGAAAAUAUUUUUACACAAUCCUCUGGGAGCAGACGUCAUGAGGGUGUACCUCAGAUUCUGUACUUAUUUAGCGGUGGUAGAUCUGGUGAUGAUGUCAGAACCAUUUCACAAAGUUUAAGAGAAAACAACAUAAAAGUCAUUACAAUUGGCACAAGUAAUUCUGAUACACUUGAGUUACAGACAAUGUCUACAACACCAGCAUAUGCUUUCUCUGUUCCUGACUUCACCUUCAUCAACAGCAUUGUCCAAAGAGUUGCCUCUGUUUUGACAAGUGGUGAUGAAAUUCCUGAGCAAUUUCCAACUCCUGGGGGCCAGACUUUGGACGCAGGAAGAAAUAUUGUGUUUCUUAUUGAUGGAUCAGAUGAUGCUAGAGAUAGAUUCACAGCUAUACGAGAAUUUGUGGCCAGUUUGGCAGAGACAUUUGAUGUUGGUAAAGAAAAAGAUAAAAUUGCUGUUGUGCAGUUCAGUAAUACUGCAGCAAUAAGCUUUAAUCUCAGUACAUACUCAUCCACUUCUGAGGUGGCAGAUGCUGUACGCAACCUCAAACCAAAAGGGGGAAGGCCGCAAUAUAUUGGCCAGGCUUUGCAGUUUGUUAGAGACAGUAUUUUUACCCCAAGUGUUAGAAGUCAGCAAAUAGGCCGUGUUAGCCAAAAUCUUGUGCUUGUGGCUGGUGGCAGAUCAAGAGAUUCUCCUCAUGGACCAGCUAACGCACUAAAGAGUAUGGGAGUAGCCAUUUUUGCCAUUGGUUCAAGGCUGACAGAUCCUAUUGAAAUGGAAGCCAUUUCUUCGAAGACAGAUUAUGCCAUUGCUGUUUCUGAUUUUCAUGAUUUAAAAAAUUUACGCCAAAGCCUCAUGACAAAACUUAUGGGUGAAAGACAAAAAGGAGAAAGAGAAAUCGAUGGCACAGGAUUUAAAAGGGAUAUUGCUUUUCUUGUGGAUGGUUCGGACAGUACAAGAAGAGGAUUUCCAGAAAUACGUGAUUUUCUGUACAAUAUUAUCACAAAUCUCAAUGUGGGCAUUAAUAAUGAUAGAAUCUCAAUAAUUCAAUACAGCAAUGUGCCUGUAGCAAAUUUUUAUUUGAAUUCAUUCUUAAGAAAGGAAGAUGUAUUGAAUGCAGUAAAAGUGCUUAGCCAUAAAGGUGGAAGGCCCUUAAAUACAGGCUCUGCCCUUCUGUAUGUAAAGGAAAAUAUCUUUAUAAGUGCCUCGGGAAGCAGGCACAAAGAAGGCAUCCCUCAAAUAUUAAUUCUGCUGACUAGUGGAAAAUCAAGGGACAGCAUUUCUGAAGCAGCCUCUGCUUUAAAAGAAAGUGGGGUGUUAAUAUAUGGAAUAGGAGGAAAGUACUCAGACUCUUAUGAAUUACAUACAGUUUCUUCUGAAAAUAAAAUGCUUUCAUUGGCUGACUUCAGUGAAUUACCAAAAAUCCAGACACAGUUAUUAGAAGCAAUGAAAGCCAUUCCAAGUUACAACAAAAAGGAAUUCAUAGCUGAGAGUGAAAGACAGAGAAGAGAUGUUGUCUUCCUAAUGGAUGGAUCAGAUGGAAAUAGGAAUGGGUUCCCAGCAAUAAAAGAGUUUGUGCAAAGAAUGGUGGAGAGAUUGGACGUAGCUGAGAACAGAGUUCGUGUUUCUGUUGUCCAGUACAACAAAGACACAGACGUCCAUUUCUAUCUAAACACGUACACGAAAAAGGAAGACAUUCUUGAACGUGUCAGAGAUCUGAGGCACAAAGGAGGCAGACCCCUCUACACGGGGGCAGGUCUCCAGUACGUCAGAGACAAUGUCUUUACAGCCUCCUCCGGCAGCAGGCGGCUGGAGGGUGUGCCGCAGAUACUGGUAUUGCUUAGCGGGGGAAGGUCAUCUGACAGUGUUGAUGCAGCAGCCUCCUCUCUGAAAGAGCUUGGCGUUUUGACCUUUGGAAUAGGAUCGAGGGGCUCUGAUAGCAGUGAAUUGCAGAGAAUUUCAUACGACCCCAAUUAUGCUCUGACCGUGUCCGACUUCAGUGAGCUUCCAAAAGUCCAAGAGCAGCUGCUGGCCUCUGUCCAGGCUGUUCCAAUUCCCAUCACUUCAACUUCACCACCUGUCACCGCUGUUUACACCACACCCAGAAAGGACGUAGUGUUUCUUCUGGACGGUUCAGAUGGCACUAGGAAUUCUUUCCCUGCUAUGCGUGACUUUGUGCAAAGAGUAGUGGAGCAAUUCAACAUAGAGGCCAACAGAGACCAUGUUUCUGUGGUGCAGUACAGUAGAGACGCAGAGGUCCAUUUCUAUCUGAACAGCUACACGACAAAGGAAGACGUUCUUGACCGUGUCAGAGGCCUGAGACACAAAGGAGGCAGACCCCUCAACACGGGGGCAGCUCUCCACUACGUCAGAGACAAUGUCUUUACUGCCUCCUCUGACAGCAGGCGGCUGGACGGGGUGCCGCAGAUACUGAUCCUGAUUAGUGGGGGAAGGUCAUUUGACAGUAUCGAUGCAGCAGCCUCCUCUCUGAAAGAGCUUGGCGUCCUGAUCUUGGGAAUAGGAUCGAGGGGCUCGGAUAGUGGAGAAUUGCAGAGAAUUUCAUACACGCCCAGUUAUGCUCUCUCCGUGUCCGACUUCAGUGAGCUCCCAAAUAUCCAAGAGCAGCUGUUGGCCUCUGUCCAUGAUGUUGCAAUUCCUGUCACUCCAACUUCCCCUACUCUGACCGCUGAUGACGCCAUACCCAGAAAGGACGUAGUGUUCCUGCUGGACACUUCAGAUGCCACUAGAAAUACUUUCCCAGCGAUGCGUGACUUUGUGCAAAGAUUAGUGGAGCAAUUCAACAUAGAUGCAAACAGAGACCGCGUUUCCGUGGUGCAGUACAGUAGAGACGCAGAGGUCAAUUUCUAUCUGAAUACCUACACAACAAAGGGGGAGAUCUUGAACUCUGUCAGAAGUCUGAGGCAUAGAGGAGGGAGACCCCUCAACACUGGGGCAGCUCUCCAGUACGUGAGGGACAAUGUCUUCACCGCCUCUGCGGGGAGUAGAAAACAAGCGGGUGUCCCUCAGAUUCUCAUCCUCCUCAGUGGAGGACGGUCAAGCGAUAACAUAGAUAUAUCUGCCUCUGCCCUGAAACAGAGCGGGAUCUUGAUCUUUGGCAUUGGCACCAGAAAUUCCAGCAGAGUGGUGCAGAGAAUUGCCAAUGAUCCUACCUAUGCACAGUCCAUCAAUGAAUUCUCUGACCUUCCCAGUGUCCAACACCGGUUUAUCACCUCCCUCAACAACAUGCUUAGUCAAGUCAAGCGGAUGACAACUACUGUGCCGGCUGAGCGAAAGAGGGAUGUAGUGUUCCUGCUGGAUGGUUCAGAUGGCACUAGGAGCUCUUUCCCUGCGAUGCGCGACUUUGUUGAAAGGAUGGUGGAGAGACUGAAUGUGUCUGAGAACAGAGACCGUGUGUCCGUGGUCCAGUACAGCAGAGAUACAGAGGCCCAUUUCUAUCUUAACACAUACUCAAGAAAGGAGGACAUUCUUGACACGGUCAGGGGUCUGAGGCACAAAGGAGGGAGACCCCUCAACACGGGGGCAGCUCUGCAGUACGUGAGGGACAAUGUAUUCACCGCCUCCUCUGGAAGCAGACGUGUAGAAGGUGUGCCCCAGUUACUGAUUCUGCUGAGUGGUGGAAGGUCAUUUGAUAAUGUUGACACACCGGCCUCAUCCCUGAAGGAGCUGGGAGUGCUUAUCUUUGGGAUAGGGUCAAGGAGCUCAGACAGCAGGGAACUCCAGAGGAUCUCCCAUGAGCCUAGUUAUGCACUCUCAGUGAGUGACUUUGCUGACCUUCCCGGUGUCCAACAGCAGCUUUUCAGCAACAUUGACACAGUAUUUGUAGAGGGCACGUCUACCACUACCACCACGAUCGCUGAUGACGCCAUACCCAGAAAGGACGUAGUGUUCCUGCUGGACACUUCAGAUGCCACUAGAAAUACUUUCCCAGCGAUGCGUGACUUUGUGCAAAGAUUAGUGGAGCAAUUCAACAUAGAUGCAAACAGAGACCGCGUUUCCGUGGUGCAGUACAGUAGAGACGCAGAGGUCAAUUUCUAUCUGAAUACCUACACAACAAAGGGGGAUAUCUUGAACUCUGUCAGAGGUCUGAGGCAUAGAGGAGGGAGACCCCUCAACACUGGGGCAGCUCUCCAGUAUGUGAGGGACAAUGUUUUAACCGCCUCUGCGGGGAGUAGAAAGCAAGCGCGUGUCCCUCAGAUUCUCAUCCUCCUCAGUGGAGGACGGUCAGGCGAUAACAUAGAUACACCUGCCUCCGCCUUGAAACAGGGCGGGAUGUUGAUUUUUGGCGUCGGCACCAGAAAUUCCAGCAGAGAGGUGCAGAGAAUUGCCAAUGAUCCGACCUAUGCACAGUCCAUCAAUGAAUUCUCUGACCUUCCCAGUGUCCAACAGCAGUUUAUCACCUCCCUCAACAACGUGCUUGGUCAAGUCAAGCCGAUGACAACUACUGUGCCGGCUGAGCGAAAGAGGGAUGUAGUGUUCCUGCUGGAUGGUUCAGAUGGCACUAGGAGCUCUUUCACUGCGAUGCGUGACUUUGUUGAAAGGAUGGUGGAGAGACUGAAUGUGUCUGAGAACAGAGACCGUGUGUCCGUGGUCCAGUACAGCAGAGAUACAGAGGCCCAUUUCUAUCUUAACACAUACUCAAGAAAGGAGGACUUUCUUGACACGGUCAGGAGUCUGAGGCACAAAGGAGGAAGACCCCUCAACACAGGGGCAGCUCUGCAGUACGUGAGGGACAAUGUAUUCACUGCCUCCUCUGGAAGCAGACGUGUAGAAGGUGUGCCCCAGUUACUGAUUCUGCUGAGUGGUGGAAGGUCAUUUGAUAAUGUUGACACACCGGCCUCAUCCCUAAAGGAGCUGGGAGUGCUUAUCUUUGGGAUAGGGUCAAGGAGCUCAGACAGCAGGGAACUCCAGAGGAUCUCCCAUGAGCCUAGUUAUGCACUCUCAGUGAGUGACUUUGCUGACCUUCCCAGUGUCCAACAGCAGCUUUUCACUAACAUUAAUACAGUACUUGUAGAGCGCACGCCCAUCACUACUACAGUAAUAGUUGAGUCCCAAGGACCUAAGAAGGACAUCAUCUUUGUGAUUGAUGGCUCUGAAGGUGUUGGCAGAGAAUUCCCAAUUAUCCAGGAGUUUGUGCGCAGCGUUGUGGAGAACCUCAAUGUUGGCGAGAACAAGAUCCGAGUAGGCGUGGUGCAGUAUGGAGAUUCCCCGUAUGCAGACAUAUACCUCAACUCACACAGGACCAAAGAAGGUGUCCUAAAUGGCAUUAAGGAACUCCGACAACGAGGGGGGAGACAGCGUAACCUUGGUCAAGCCAUUGACUUUGUUAGUCGUGAAGUCCUGGCUUCUGGACGUGGUGGAAGGAAACAGGAGGGAGUUCCACAGUUUGUUGUUGUGAUUUCAGGAGGAAAAGCAACAGACAAUAUAAGACCAUCUGCAACUGCACUGAAACAGUCAGGAGUUGUCCCUUUUAGCAUAGGAACAAGAGACGUGGAGACUCAGGAAUUGCAGGUGACAUCCUAUGUCCCCAGAUUUACCUACACAGUUGAAGACUUGCCUGGACUAUAUGCAAUUCAGGACACACUCAUCACCACCCUGACAGAGCUAUCUAGUGAGGAGUUAGCCAAAUUGCGCCCUGUAUACCCUCCAGAGACUGUAAUUCCAGUGCCAGUACCUCGUGGAGAUAAAAGGGAUGUUGUUUUCCUUAUUGAUGGCACAACAAAGAUGCGGAGUGAGUUCCCUGCCAUAAGAGACAUGGUUCAGCGAGUGGUGGAGAAGUUAGAUGUGGGUCUCGACAAUGUGAGAGUCUCAGUUGUGCAGUACAGUGAUGAUCCCAAACUGGAGUUUCUUCUCAAUGAGCACUCCACCAAGGAGGAAGUUCGCCAGGCAAUACGAAGAAUGAGAAGCAAAGGUGGCAAUCAGCUUAACACUGGCCAAGCCCUGGAAUACGUUUCAAAGAGCAUCUAUCAAAGAUCAGCCGGAAGCCGUGUAGAAGAGGGUGUGCCCCAGUUUCUCAUCUUGGUAACUGGAGGAAAGUCAAAUGAUGAUGUGUCUGGCCCUGCUAACCAACUGAAGUCAAGCCGCAUUGCUCCCAUAGCAGUUGGAGCACAUAAUGCUGAUGAAGAGGAGCUAAAAUUAAUUUCCUUUAGUCCAGAACUAACAUACACCAUUAGAGACUUCCAGCAACUUCCAAGAGUGGAGCAACAGCUUUUAACCAAAGUCAGUACCAUGACCAGAGAUGAAAUUUCGGCCCCCCCUACGCCUAGAGUCCCACUCAGUCUUGGAAGAAAGGACAUCAUCUUCCUCAUUGAUGGCUCUGAUAGUGUUGGACAAAGCGGUGUUGCUCACAUUCGUGACUUUAUCUUGAAAGUGGUUGAUCAGCUUGAUGUACAACCUGACCAAGUCCGCGUGGCUCUUGUGCAGUAUGGUGAAAGGCCUAAAACGGAAUUCUCUUUGAAUUCUCAUGACAACAAGCAAUCUGUCAUCUCUGCAAUUAAGAGAUUGCGUCAUAUGGGUGGACGCGGUGUUGAUCUAGCUGAGGCGAUAAAGUUUGUCAUUCGAAACGAGCUCCAGGCAUCUGCUGGGGUACGUCUAAACCAGGCUUCUCAGCAUUUAGUUGUGCUAACUGGUGGAAGAUCAACCUCCGAUGUAUCUACUUAUGGCCCACUUCUCAAAGGCUCUCGCAUCAAUUGUAUAGGAAUUGGUGCAGAAAAUGCAGACCCAAGACAGCUGGCACAGAUUACUACCUCUGCCGAUGACGUCUUGCAGGUUUCUGCUUUCCCAGAUCUUCCGAACAUACAGAGCGAGUUUAUAGCCAGACUUAAUGGAACAAUUAUAGAGGAGACUUCCACUCCCACUGACGAGUCAGAUUCUGGGCUCCCACAAGCCAAGGCUGCUGACAUUGUGUUUUUGGUUGAUGGCUCAAUCAAUCUUGGCAGGGACAAUUUUAAAGAGGUCAUGGAAUUCAUUCUUAAUUUAAUUGACCUUUUCUUCACUGAGAGAGACAAUCUUCAGAUUGGUCUAGCACAUUAUGCUACAGAUGUGACCGAUGUAUUCUACCUCAAUACUUACAAAAAUAAGGAUGACAUUAUUAAUGCCAUAACUCGAGCCGAGUACAAGGGAGGUCGGGAAAUUAAAACAGGCAAUGCCAUUCGCCAUGUUCAGAAAACACAUUUUGUCAAAGAAAGAGGCAGUCGGAAGGAUGCGGGAAUUCCACAGAUCCUGAUGGUAGUCACUGGUGGACGGUCAAGGGAUGACAGCAAAUCAGCGGCACUAGCUCUCAAAGACAGUGGUGUGCGCAUCUAUGCUGUUGGGGUGGGUGAUAUUGAGGAUGAGCUCAACAAUUUGGGCAGUGAAGCUACUACAGUGGCCCGAGCCAGCACCUUCCAAGAACUCUCUGAACUGAAUGAGCAGAUUUUGGAAACACUGGAUGAUGAGGUGAAAGGAAUAGGACUGUGCACUGGAGUAAAGGUUACCACAAGAGAAUGCAAGUUGGAUGUACUUGUGGGGUUUGAUGUGGCUGCACAGAACAUCUUUGCUGCUCAGAAAACAUUAGAGACGAAGGUGGCUACUAUUCUCCAACGCAUUACCCAGAUGCAGCCCAUCAGCUGCACUUCUGGCCAGAUUCCCUUAAUACAAGUGGGCAUGCUAGCAAUGGACUCUGCCUCUGAACCAGUUCAACUGGACUUCACCAACAGAUACACAGAGCUUAUUGAGCCCUUCAAGGCCCUCCGAAACCGUGGACCUUUUGUUCUAAAUGGUGCCACAAUCAAAGCUUAUACUGAUAGAUUCAAGAGUCAGCCUUCAGAUAGUGUCAAGGUUGUGAUCCACUUAACUGAUGGAUUAGAUGCCCAGUAUAACAUCCUGAAAGAGCGAGUUGAACUGAUGCGUUCAGCUGGUGUCAGUAGUUUCAUUCUUGUUGCCCUGGAGAGAGUGCCACGAUUUGAGGAUGCAGUUCUCUUGGAAUUUGGCCGUGGAUUUAGGUACACACGACCUCUGCGUGUCAACCUCAUGGACUUGGAUUAUGAACUUUUGGAAGAACUGGAUAACAUUGCUGAGCGGGAAUGCUGUUCUGUUCCAUGCAAGUGUAAUGGCCAGAGAGGGGACAGAGGAGCUGUUGGUGUUCCUGGACCAAAGGGUCAAUCUGGUGGUCAAGGGUUGAGAGGACAUCCUGGUGAUGAAGGUGGUCCGGGAGAGAGAGGUCCACCUGGUGUAAAUGGAACUCAAGGAUUCCAAGGAUGUCCAGGUCAAAGAGGUGUUAAAGGAUCUCGAGGAUACAAUGGUGAAAAGGGUGAAAUUGGAGAGAUUGGUUUAGAUGGAAUCAAUGGAGAGGAGGGAACAAGUGGCAUUGCUGGCCCUCCAGGAGAUAGAGGAAACCCUGGCCAAAGGGGACCUAAAGGGGCAAAAGGCCAGGCAGGAGAUGUUGGUCAGACUGGAAUCCGUGGUGAUCCCGGCAUCCCAGGAACAGACAACAACCAGAGGGGACCAAAAGGUGAUUCAGGCGAUGCUGGCCCACCGGGAGAGCCAGGAGUGGACGGAAAUAAAGGAGGACCUGGUGAACCAGGCAGACGGGGCCCUGAUGGUAGAAGGGGGCCUCCUGGUCAAGCGGGUGCUCCUGGAAGGGCAGGAAGUGAUGGUUUACCAGGAGAGAUGGGAAUUGGAGGAUCUCGGGGUGCCGCUGGACCAAUUGGAGCACCUGGUAUAAGAGGAGAGGAUGGAAACCCUGGUCCAAGGGGGCCAGGAGGACAGCCAGGAACUGCUGGAGAAAAGGGUAGAAGAGGUGCCCUUGGCCGGAAGGGUGAACCAGGGGAGCCAGGACCUAAGGGUGUCGUUGGACCCCUGGGACCCCGUGGGGAGCCUGGUGAAGAUGGACAAGAUGGUUUUGGUAUAACUGGUCCCAAAGGACGAAAGGGUGAUGAAGGUUUCCCUGGUUUCCCUGGUCCAAAGGGUGAAGCAGGUGACCCUGGAUCAAAGGGAGGACCUGGACCUAGAGGAAACAAUGGCCAGAGAGGUACCUCAGGGGAACCUGGUGGACCUGGACAAAAGGGAGAUAUUGGAUACCCAGGGCCCUAUGGUCUAAAAGGAUCCAGAGGAACUGGUCCAGUGCAAUGUGAUCUGGUCAAGAAAAUUAGGGAUAACUGUCCCUGCUGCUAUGGUGCUCAGGAAUGUCCCCUAUACCCUACUGAGUUGGCCUUUGCCCUGGAUGCAUCAGAUGGUGUAUCACGCUCUGCUUUCAACAACAUGCGUGACACUGUUCUCCGCCUGGUCAGUGACAUCACUAUUGCUGAGAGCAACUGUCCCCGAGGUGCCCGUGUUGCUCUAGCACUUUACAACAAUGAGGUGACUACUGAGAUCCGCUUUGCAGAUACCCAGAAGAAGCGAUCACUUGUUGAGCGAGUUCAAGGCCUCCAGACUCAGCAGACCCGUAAGCAGCGCAGCUUGGAGACAGCCAUGAACUUCGUUGCACAGAACACAUUCAAGAGAGUUCGCAGUGGGUUCCUUGUGCGCAAGGUUGCUGUUUUCUUUGUCAAUGGCCCUGUUACAGUCGUUCAAGAAUUCAGUGCCGCUGCUUUGCGCCUCUACGAUGCAGGAAUUUCCUCUGUAUUCCUUCUUAACCGUGAAGAUCGCCAACUCACAAGAGCCUUGCAGCUUAACAACACUGCUUUAGCCCAAACUAUCGUCCUACCCUCACCUGGAAGUGCUGAAUACAACAAUGCCAUCAAGAAGAUCAUGACCUGCCAUAUCUGCCUGGAUUUCUGUGCCCCGGAUGAGAUGUGUAAUUAUGUCCCACAAAGUGGAUUCCGGGACCGGAGGGAUCCCACCACUGACUUGGACAUCGACAUGGUUUUUGUUCUUGAUAGUUCAGAGAGCACCUGGCCCUCCGUCUUCACAGAGAUAAAGCAAUAUGUGGCUCUAAUGAUAGAACAGCUAGAGAUGUCCCCUGAGCCAGCCAACACUACCCAUCAUGCUCGAGUAGCACUUGUUCAGCAUGCACCUUAUGAAUACUUGCACAAUGGCAGUGGCAUGCCCAUCAGCGUGACCUUUGGUUUGACAGAUCACAAGUCACCAAACAGUGUUCGAAGCUUUCUACUGGAUAAGGUGCACCAGCUUGAAGGAGGACGGGCCCUUGCAGAUGCUCUUGAAGGCACUGUUGAACAUGUGUUUGAGAAGGUGCCACAUCCCCGCCAUUUGAAGAUAUUAGUUAUUUUGGUGACUGGACCAGUUGAACUGCAUCAGGAGAGGAUAAUAAGGGCUGCCACUGAAGUUAAAUGCAAAGGAUACUUCAUAGUGGUGAUGGCAGUUGGAAAGCUGUUCAGUACAGGCGAUGUCCGUGUCUUGGCCCAAGUGGCAAGCGAGCCUUCAGAUGUAUUCUUUAAGAGGGUGGAUAGACCUUCAGGCUUCUAUGAUGACCAUAUUCAGACAUUUGCCAGACUGUUGCCCAAGUACCUUGGCCUUGAAAAUGCUUUCUACUUGUCACCUGAAGUCUCUAAGAAGUGUCAGUGGUAUCAAAGUGACCAGCCACACAAAUUUCCAUUCAGUUUGCCAAAAACAGAGGAGAAACACCAGAAGCAUCAUGGACAGCAGGAGGUUCAUGACAGAAAACAUAAAGAAACAGGUAUGGAGAAAAUGCAUCUGGUUAACGUCACCUCCAGCGGAUUCUCCCUGCAGUGGUUGAGUGGCGAUUCAAAGGCCACCCAUGAGGUUACUGUGACUCGUCUGAAGGAUCAUAGUCUGGUGCUGAGGAAAAAUGUGACCGGCAGCCAUCUCUCCAUUUCUGAGUUGGAGGCAGCCGAAACCUAUCACGUAGUGGUCAAUACUCACAGUUUCAAUGGUCAUGUUGCCAGCACCUACAAAGGCAUUGUUCCCACAAAAUCAGCACAUCUGAAGGUCCUUACUGUAAGUGACGUGAUGGGGAUUGUGCCCACUGCACCCUUGAGUAAACCAGAAACAAAAUCAGCAGAACAAAAAAUACUUAAUGCCAGUGAAAUGAUGGGGAUGAUGUCUACUGCACCCUUGAGUAAACCAGAAAUUAAAUCAGCAGAACAGAAGGUUCUUACUCCAAGAGAGGUGAUGGGGAUUGCACCCUCUGCACCCUUAAGUCAACCAGAAAUUAAAUCAGCAGAACAGAAGGUUCUUCUUCCAAGUGAAGUGAUAGGAAUUGCACCCUCUGCACCCUCAAGUAAAGCAGCCAUUAAAACAGCAGAACAGAAGGCUCCGAGUGAAGCAAUGGGGAUUGUGUCCUCUGCACCCUUAAGUAAACCAGAAAUAAUUAACAAUCCUAUGGACCCAUGUUCACUUGACUUUGACACUGGACUGCCAUGCAAAGAUUACCAAGCUAAGUGGUACUUUGACAGAAAGAAUGGAUUCUGUACACAGUUCUGGUAUGGAGGUUGUGGAGGAAAUGACAAUAGGUUUGAGACUGAGGCUGAUUGCCUCAAACACUGCAUGAAGCCAGUGGCUGAACCUAAAGCAAGUGAAGAGCAUGUCAAAGCUGUUCUCCCCCCAGCACCAGCUCCAGCUGCCCUGCACUCCAGUGUGGAUAUCUGCAAGCUACCAAAAGAAGAGGGAUCCUGUGCUAAAUUUGUGCUUAAAUGGCAUUAUGACCCGCUUAGUGGAAACUGUACCCGCUUCUGGUACGGAGGAUGCGGAGGGAACCAAAAUCGCUUUGAUACACAAGAUGAGUGUGAGAAGGCUUGUGGAAAAGCAGCACCUGUUAAACGAGGGAUCAUCGCUGCAGUUAACACAUAGGAAUUAAUGAAGACUGUAAGCUAACCGCUGACAACACUCAGAGGAUAUAGCACCUAAAACAAGAAGCACAGCCCCAGCCAAGAUGCCUGCACUGGAGCUUGCCAGAGGAUUGAUCCAAAGAAAACCUUGAAGUAGUAUUUUCCACAUAAGAAAAAAGCAGAACAAGAUUUUUUUGUUUCGUGCUGGUGCUACAUUCAGUGUUUUUUUUUUAAUGUUUUUUUUUCAUGUUUAUGUGGGUUUGAAUAAAACCCAUUGUAAAUGUCCAGGGCAAUUUUUUUUUAUGUUAUGCUGUUUUAAUCAUGUGGUUUGUGGAAAUAUCUUGCUCAAAACAUAUCAGUAAAUCUUUGUAGUUAUAAGACAAGUUCAUGACAAUUUAGUUUCAUUUUAGUACAUUUUGCUAAAUUACUGCAGUCCUCUUAAUAUGUUUUUUUUAACUGCUUGAGGAAGAAUUUUAAUUGCUCUUUCUGGUCAUACCGCUGGAGACUCUAAAAUCUCCAAACAAACGUUAUUUUGUUGUUUGAUACAAUGAACAUCAUCUGAAACCAAGAAAGUAAUUUCUUUAAAUAAAUAUGCAUUUUUGCAACCAUUGCCUUACACAAAAGGUUUGGUUUCAAAAAAGCAAUUGGAAUGUAUUUUUUAAACUGUUGUUUUGGGUUGUUUUUUUUUUUGUUUUUUU